AGUCGCUGACGCAUGCGUAUUACAGGCACGCUAGUGGAUCCUGUUUGUCUUCAGCCCUACGCAUCCAGCACGGACCAUAGCCUACGCGAAGAACUAUCACCGAAUUCAAAUACAUGAUCCUCGCUUAAUCACUCCAGCUCUCGCCAGCAACCGGGCUGGAUAACGACGAGCAAUUGAAAUACUUCGGAAUUUAGUGAAAACGGUGAACUGAGCACUGGAGAUUGGAGCAAAUCACGACAGUUUUUGUUAUUUUUUGGAUAAAUUUCCUCCUCGCGUGUGAGGAUGAGGUUGACCAGCAGCAGACGGUGCUCAACAGUGGAUGGGGACGGAAAGGAGCUGGCUCCUCCGUUUAGAAACCCCUUUGUGCAUGACUUGCGGUUCACCCCCAUGCAGAAAGCCAAGAUUGCCGUCAUGUCCGUGACACUCUUCCCCAUCCGCCUUUUCUUCGCUGCGUUUAUGAUGCUGCUGGCCUGGCCCUUCGCCUUCGUGGCCACCGUGGGGCGCUCCGACCAGGUCGUGGAGCCACUCUGCUGGUGGAGAAGGUUGGUGGACCUGGCGCUCAAAGCGAUAAUGCGGGCGAUGUGGUUCGCUGGCGGCUUCCACUGGGUCACGGUGAAGGGGCGGCAGGCCCCGCCCAGCGAGGCGCCCAUACUCACCCUGGCGCCGCACUCCUCCUACUUCGACGCCAUUCCCGUCACCAUGACCAUGGCGUCCAUCGUAAUGAAGGCGGAGAGCAAGGACAUUCCAGUCUGGGGCACCCUGAUCAAGUUCAUCCGGCCCGUGUUUGUCUCGCGGUCGGACCAGGACUCCCGCAGGAAGACCGUGGAGGAGAUCAAGAGGCGGGCUCAUUCGGGAGGGGAGUGGCCACAGAUAAUGAUAUUCCCAGAGGGGACGUGCACCAACAGAUCCUGUCUGAUCACAUUUAAGCCUGGAGCCUUCAUCCCUGCAGUGCCCGUGCAGCCCGUGGUGCUUCGCUACCCCAACGAAAUGGAUACGAUCACGUGGACGUGGCAAGGCCCUGGAGCGUUCAAAAUAUUGUGGCUCACACUUUGCCAGCUUCACAACGUGGUGGAAAUUGAGUUCCUGCCCAUCUACACUCCCUCUGAAGAGGAGAAAAAGAAUCCUGCUCUGUUUGCCAACAACGUCAGGCGCCUAAUGGCCAAGGCUCUGGAGGUUCCUGUCACAGAUUACUCGUUUGAGGACUGCCAGCUCGCCAUGGCCGAGGGCCAGCUGCGCCUGCCCGUCGACACGUGUCUGCUGGAGUUCGCCCGGCUCGUCCGGAGGCUCGGUUUGAAACCCAGGAAGAGCGAGGAGGUCCUCUGGGAGUACGGCGGCCGGGCCAGGAAGGUGCGGGGCGAGAGGCUGACCCUGGAUGACUUCGCGCAGUACCUGAACCUGGCGGUGUCCGACACUCUCAGAGACAUGUUCUCCCUCUUCGACGAGCACGAGGAUGGGACCAUGGACAUCAGAGAGUACGUGAUCGCCUUGUCUGUCGUGUGCAGGCCAUCAAAAACUCUGGAAACGAUAAAACUAGCCUUCACGAUGUUCGAGGCGGAGGAGGACGGCGCCAUCGUGGAGGACGAGCUGGCCUGCAUACUGAAGACGGCCCUCGGGGUGCCGGACCUGAGCGUAACGGACCUCUUCAGCGCCAUCGACGUCCAGGACACGGGGAAGAUCACCUUCGAGGAGUUCCGAAGCUUCGCGGAGCAGAACCCGGACUUUGCGCAGGAGUUCCUGCACCCCCACCAGUCAGGCUUCCAGAACGGCGGGGACACCCCCUCCCCCACCGCCCUGUGCAACGGGUUCUGCACGGACUUCACCCCCGACGAGCACGUCGGCGCCGGGGACGGCUCGCGCAAGAAAGUGGACUGAGCGGCCGGCGGCCGGGGCGAGCCGAGGCGGCCCCCGCCGGGGAAGGUGCGCCGUGCUGGACAGCCCGACGAAUCGGGAUCACGACCCCCCCCCCCCCUCCCCCCU
Messenger RNA from Anguilla anguilla (European eel), 1977 nucleotides. It is a transcript of the gene lpcat1, whose product is annotated as lysophosphatidylcholine acyltransferase 1. Gene Ontology annotation, molecular function: calcium ion binding. The coding region runs from base 283 to 1872 and encodes 529 amino acids. The record is from RefSeq and is a predicted model, not a curated record. The transcript has 14 exons. Lineage: Eukaryota; Metazoa; Chordata; Actinopteri; Anguilliformes; Anguillidae.